AUGGAAAAAAUCGAUCCUGACGUUAUUGACGAUGUAACAGAGAUCUUCCAUGAGUCCCAGUGGAAAGAUUUUUCCAGAAAAAAACUACGUUUGGAAGAUGAAAAAAUUGAAGAACUGGAAACUAAGCAUAAAGGAGAAAUCAAAGAGCUCAAGUAUCAAACAGUUAAACAUUGGAAGAGCACAACUGGAAAAAAUCUGGACAAAUUGACCACUCUAAAACAGGAAUAUUUUUGCAGCAAAUCGGAAACGAUUGCUUCAAAAACAGUAGAGGCACAACAGGAUCUUGAUGGCGGAAAGAGACGAGAUGAGUUCAGUUAUCCAUUAAAAAACGGAAAAGGUAUUGCACUUAUCAUAAGCAAUUCUUUCGCUGACACUGAAGGCCAUAGCUCUAGAAACCCUGGGUGUGAAAAGGAUUGGAAAUAUAUGAAAAAUCUGUGGAGCAAAACCUUGGGUUGUGAACUCGUAAACGGCGAUGUUCAUUGUGAUAAAACGGCUGACGAAAUGAGAGACUUACUGGAUAAAGUUGGGAACACAAAAGAUAUCGAUUAUGCCGUUGUGGUGAUCAGUACACAUGGAGGAUUUGAGGAAGUGAUUGAAAAUCAAGAAACAGGGCUAAAAAAAUAUGAAGAAUUCCUAUAUGGGAAUGAUGGGAGCAAAUUACAAGUUAGUGAAUUUCAAGAAAUCUUAAGCAAUAAAGAAGCUCAGCCAUUGAGAGAUAUACCGAAAUUGCUAAUUCUCCAAUACUGUAGGGGAAGAAUCAUUGAUGACGGAGUUACCACUGAUGCAGUUGUUUUUAUAGGGGGACUUUUAGAACACCAAAAAACUGAGAAAGGUUAUCCUGUGGAUGCUCUUUUGCCUAAGAAGAGUGAUAUUAUUACUGUGUAUGCAACUCAUCAAGACUUCGUUGCGCUCAGGAGUGACAAAGGUUCCUGGAUGAUCGAGUAUAUAUACGAAGUGUUCGAAAAGUACUACAAGACCAAGCAUGUUACUGAUAUGCUUACGAUUGUAAAUGACCGAAUGAAAAACAGCAGGGGAAACAUACAAGGAAAGGAUCGCAAAGCAAUGAGCAUUUAUGAGUCCAGUCUCACCAAAGAUUUCUAUUUGGUUUAA
Messenger RNA from Styela clava, 1110 nucleotides. The record is from RefSeq and is a predicted model, not a curated record. NCBI's taxonomy places the organism in Eukaryota, Metazoa, Chordata, Ascidiacea, Stolidobranchia, Styelidae.